Theileria parva strain Muguga is the source of this 1069-nucleotide messenger RNA. Its product is annotated as RNA recognition motif family protein. Lineage: Eukaryota; Apicomplexa; Aconoidasida; Piroplasmida; Theileriidae. The record is from RefSeq and is a predicted model, not a curated record. The coding region runs from base 209 to 1069 and encodes 286 amino acids. Gene Ontology annotation, cellular component: mRNA cleavage and polyadenylation specificity factor complex. Gene Ontology annotation, molecular function: mRNA binding. The transcript is spliced from 4 exons.
UCAAAAAAGUAUAAAGAGAUUGGAAUUUAAAAUAAUUAAACAGUUUAAAGAGUGAAAAGUAUUACAAAAUAUAUUUCAUUCCCCAUCCAUAAUGGAAGUAGAAUAUUCUUUUAAUAAAAUGAGAUGAAUAUACGGGAAAGGAACAUAAAAUUAUUUGUUGGAAAUUUACCAUUUGAUGCCGUAGAAGAUGAUAUAAAAGCGUUUCUUCAUGGUUGUGGUCAAAUUCGAUACCUUUCGUAAAAUAAGAAGAGAUCCUCAUACUAACAGAAGUAGAGGCUAUGCCCAUCUUGAAUAUAGAACUGAAGCAGAGUGUAUAGAAGCCUUUAAAAGACUCAUUGGUAAAGAAAUUCGAGGUCGACCUAUAAAGGUUGAUUUCUGUGAUGAUGCUUAUCGUCAGAAAUACCCAGAAUUAACAUCAGAUUCAAUAUUUCUUAAGGACAAACCUACAUCAGUUAUCCCUGAUAAUAGGCAAUUUCAAGGCCCAGUUAUACCACCACCUCCACCUCAGAUCCCAAUUCUACCUAUUCCACAACCAAAUUUAGGCAUACCAAUUGCACAUCCAAUACCUAUACCUCAAACAUUACCAAUCCCUCCUGUUAUACCAACUCCACCAGUUCCACCACCUCCUUUGGCUACAAUUUCUCCCCUAUCAGGGUUAAAUCCACUAACUGUCAUCCAUAAUCCACCCCCAGUACCUAAUCUUACAGGGUUGGUUAAUUUGCCUGUUCUGACACACCCAGUACCUAUCGCUGGUCCAGAAUUACCCUCAGAGUUUAAGCGACCUCGUUCUGAUAUUGAGUUGUUGAUAGACAACGGCAAAAUCGUGAACAAUGAUUUGUUUUAUAUGAUUAAAAAGAUGUCAAUGUUGGACGUUUUUAAAUUAGUUAAAAAGAUCGACAGUUUAAUGGAAAAGUCCCCGAAUACCGCAAGGUCCAUUUUAAAUUCUAACCAUUCAAUGCGCUCAGCCCUAAUUCAUGCAAAAUUACUCUUAGGAUAUAAAGACUUAAAAUUCUCAAAUUUGACACAAGCAAACCACUCACACAUUUUCGACUACUUUGUAAUUCACUAA